AUGACUGAAAUUGGUGACCGGGAAGGAGAAGCAAUAGUUUAUGGAAACCUAGGAAAUUUGUUCCAGUCACUUUGCGAAUUUAAGAAGUCUAAAGAAUAUCGUGAGAAAGCACUCUCCAUCAAGAUCGAAAUGGGUGACAGAAGAGGAGAAGGAGUAGAUUACGACAACCAAGGAACUUUGUUAGGGUUACUUGGUGAAUAUCGUGAGGCUAAAGAAUAUCAUGAGAAAGCACUCUCCAUCAUGAAGGAAAUUGGUGAUAGAAAAGGAGAAGCAGAAGUCUAUAGAAACCUAGGAACACUGUUUUCUUCGCUUGGCGAAUACGGCAAGGCAGAAGAAUACUUCGAAAAAUCCCGCACUAUGAACUGUAAUAUUGGAGACGGUUUGAUGCAGCUUUUAAAUCUGCUCAGGCUUUCAAACUUGAAGUCACAGCAAUCCAAGUUUCAAGAAGCGCAUUCGUAUCUCCAGAAAUCUAUUCAGAAAUAUGAGAAAUUGCGAAAUUCUCUACAAGGAGAAGAGCAGUUGCAAGUAUCUCUUUUAGAAGCAAAGGGUACGCAUCUCUACAAGCGUCUCAGUGAACUAAUUUGUUUGAGGACAGGAAAUCCUCGAGAUGCACUAUAUAUUGAAGAGCUGGGACGCGCUCGAUGCCUGGGGGAGCGGAUGGCAGCCAAAUUUUCCGUCGAAAAUCACGUCUCAGCGGAGCCAAGAUCAUGGUCCAAGGCUGAUAAGAUUUCAAACAAAGAACGUCACUCUACUUUCCUGUACGUUUCGUAUUAUGCACGAAGAGUUCAUAUUUGGGUUCUGAAGCCAAACGGAGACACUUUGUUUCGACGUUCCCAAUGGGUCGAUGACAAAACCCUUAUUGCAGAGAAAGCCUUUGAUUUGAACAGUUUUUUCAACAAAGGUCUUCGUGGCUUUGGCAUUUUACCAAGACAGAAAUGCGAAGAUCGUUCUUUGAGUGAAACCAUGCUGAUAUCACCUGAUGAUGAAAGCGAAGCAAAUCUGCGAGGCGAAGAAACUCCAGAAACUGAAAGAAGACUUAAUCUUUGUUCCAAACUGAUCAUUGCUCCAGUAGCUGAUUUACUCAGCGACCCAGAAAUCAUCAGCGACCCAGAAAUCAUCAUUGUUCCGGAGCGUAGCUUGUACCGAGUUCCAUUUGCAGCCCUACGUCAACAGCCAGGCGGAAAGUAUUUAUCGGAGACUUUCAGAAUCUGCAUCGUCCCUUCUUUGACGACUCUGAAGCUCAUUCAGGACUGCCCAGCGGACUACCAUUGUCAGACUGGUGCUCUAGUUGUGGGUAAUCCUAAGGCAGGAAAGGUGCAUUACAAGGGAAAAACCCCGACCCUUGUUGAUUUACCUGGUGCAAGAAAGGAAGCAGAGAUGAUCGGACGACUACUGGGUGUCCAGCCUUUGUUAGGAGAGUGUGCGACCAGAGAGGCGGUACUUCAAGCGAUCAACUCAGUGAGUCUGAUUCAUAUUGCGGCACAUGGUAACGCUGAUACUGGAGAGAUCGCCCUUUCCCCUCGUCCUACUGCUAAAAGUAUUCCAGAAGAAGAAGACUACCUCUUGAGGAUCUCUGAUAUUUCACAAGUUCAACUGCGAGCUAAACUGGUAGUACUCAGCUGUUGCCACAGUGGGCGUGGAGAGAUCAAAGCCGAGGGAGUUCUUGGAAUCGCUCGAGCAUUCUUGGCAUCCGGUGCACGAUCAGUGCUGGUGACACUGUGGGCCAUAGAGGACGAAGCAACAUGGCAGUUCAUGAGCCGUUUCUACAGACACCUUGUUGACGGAUUUAGUGCAAGUGAAUGUCUCCACCAGGCCAUGAAAUGGUUGAGGAACACCGGCUUUACCAAAGUCUCCCAGUGGGCUCCAUUCAUGCUGAUUGGAGAUAAUGUCACAUUUGACUUCAAGAAAGAAAGAUGCGAGCUAAAAGAAGACAGGAAGAAGACGGAAAAGCAGUGUUCAUGUGAUAAAAUACUUAUUCACUGA
This is a messenger RNA of Pocillopora damicornis (cauliflower coral), 1983 nucleotides long. RefSeq lists its product as uncharacterized. The record is from RefSeq and is a predicted model, not a curated record. Gene Ontology annotation, molecular function: protein binding. Lineage: Eukaryota; Metazoa; Cnidaria; Anthozoa; Scleractinia; Pocilloporidae.